This is a messenger RNA of Rhea pennata, 1766 nucleotides long. RefSeq names its product RAD9 checkpoint clamp component A (gene RAD9A). The record is from RefSeq and is a predicted model, not a curated record. NCBI's taxonomy places the organism in Eukaryota, Metazoa, Chordata, Aves, Rheiformes, Rheidae. Gene Ontology annotation, cellular component: checkpoint clamp complex. The transcript is spliced from 12 exons. Gene Ontology annotation, biological process: DNA replication checkpoint signaling; mitotic intra-S DNA damage checkpoint signaling; cellular response to ionizing radiation. Bases 133 to 1272 code for a protein of 379 amino acids.
CGGGGCAGAGACGGGCGCCUGCCCAAUGGGAAGAAAAAGAGUGAGGGCGGUGCGUGGAGCGGGGAAGAAGCCGGUGCGGUGCACUGAGCUUGUCCCCAGCCUGGCAGGAGUGGCCGCAGGCUCCCCUGUGCCAUGAGGUGCAUCAUCACGGGAGGCAAUGUGAAAGUUCUUGGCAAAGCUGUGCACUCCCUGUCCCGCAUUGGGGAUGAGCUCUACCUGGAGCCCACUGAAAAUGGGCUGUCCCUGCGAGCUGUGAACUCCUCGCGGUCUGCCUUCGCCUCCUUCCUCUUCGUGCCCCUCUUCUUCCAGCUUUAUGAGAGGGGCAACCCCCAGCACACCGGGGAGCUCUUCCGCUGCAAGGUCCUCAUGAAGUCCUUCCUGGGCAUCUUUCGGUCACUGCCAUCACUGGAGAAGACAGUGGGGAAAUGCCUCAUCUUGCUCAAGCCCCAGGCUAGCUGCCUGGUCGUGCAGCUUCACUGCAAGUACGGUGUCACGAAGACCCAUAACCUAGCCUUCCAGGAGUGUGAGCAGCUUCAGGCAGUUUUCAGCACACAGCAGUGUGCCAACAGCCUCUGUGCCCCAGCCCGAGUCCUAGCUGAGGCCGUGGUUCACUUCCCUGCAACACUGGCUGAGGUGACGCUGGGUGCCGGCCCUGGAGGCAAGAUCAGCCUCCGAAACUACGUGGAGGAUGAGAAGGAGCCAGGCAGGACAAUGGUGACGGAGCUGUGGCUGGCGGAGGAUGAGUUCCAGGCAGUGGCUGUGGCCCCAGGGACCUGCAUCACCUUCUGCCUCAAGGAGUUUCGGGGGCUCCUGACCUUCGCCGAGGCCUCAAAUCUGCCCCUUACCAUCCACUAUGACACACCUGGCAGGCCAGCAGUGUUCACCCUGGAUGACCCCCUGCUGGAAGUGCACCUGGUCUUGGCCACCCUCUCAGAUCCAGAAAGCAGCUCCCGAUCCCCCACAGCCAAUGGUGCCUCUGGCUUGCCUGCCCCUCCGGAUGACUUUGCGGAUGAUCUUGAAUCCUACAUGAUUGCCAUGGAAACCAGUGGCUAUGAAAGGGUCUCUGGGGCACCCCCGAGCCCCACCUUCCCCCUGCGUACCCCUGGCCCAGCAGACAGCGAGCCCGAGGAGGAGGAGGAAGAAGCCGUGCCAGGGACACCCCCUCACAAGAAGUUUCGCUCACUGUUUUUUGGCUCCGUGCUGACGCCAGGGGGGCCCUGCCUGGCCCCAACCCAGGAUGUGCUGGUGGAGGACAGUGAUGGAGAGUACUGACAGCCCCAGUGCUGCCAAGCUCCUCAACCCCCGUGGGCUCCCUGUGCUGUUCAUGGCACCCCCACCUGCAAGCAUGGCUGCACUUGGAGUUGGGCUGGCCCUGGGGCCCUUCUGCCACAGCAGCUGGCACUGCCUGGGUACUCCCCCUGUCUGGGCUGGAUGCCUGGGUUCCUCCCAGAACACUGCAGCUGUGAACCAGGCACAGGGCUCCCCGCCCCCAACAUCACCCCCAGUGCCCAGGCACUGUGGUGGGCACAGCCAGGUACUGCUGCCCACCCCCCUCCCCCAGUCACAGUGUCAACCCCCAGGCACAGGCACCCUCCCACGACCCAUUACAAGUUUAUUCCCCAAAAACCCUCUGCCCCCCCCCACCCCUGCCAUCCUGGGGACAGGUUCCCCCAUUUGGCCCUCUCAUUCCCGGCCCCGGAGGGGUGUUUUGGGUAUUGUGGAGUGUGUGUGUGGGGAAUAUUACAAAUAAAAAAAAACAAACUGAA